UUCGAAUGUAGCAUAAACAGAUUGGCUAGCGUACAUCUGGAACCAUCUUCCUAAAUAUUUGUUCACGUCCAGUUGUGACACCGUCGUUACUGCAGAGCCUAACCCAAACGAAUCCAACAGAAAACCUGACACUACAGAUAAAAGUGAUUAGUUGCCGUGAGUAGGCAGUGAGUUGAAGUCGUCCCUUUCCUGUAGUUAAAAAAGUGUGAAACAGUAUACAUUUAUACUAGAACAUGGCAAUGCAAUUUUAUGGGAAGAGAGCUCUUGUUACUGGUGCUGGGAAAGGAUUUGGUCGAGCUAUUGCGAAAAAGUUAGCAGAAUGUGGAGCAGAAACAUUUGCACUUAGUAGAACACAGGCUGAUUUGGAUAGUUUAAAAUCGGAGGUACCAACCAUCAAAGUUAUUAACGUAGACCUACUAGAUUGGGAUAAAACCAGAGAGGAAGUCAGUAAGAUCGGACACAUAGAUCUACUGGUCAACAAUGCUGGCGUAUCUAAGACGUCAUCAUUCAUCGAUACCCCAAAAGAAAACAUUGACAUGAUAUUUGACGUCAACUUUAAAGGAACUUUCAACGUGUCUCAGGUUAUUGCUAAGCAAAUGAUAGACAGUGGAAAAGGUGGAAGUAUAGUUAACUUGUCCAGUACCAUGUCUGAAAAAGCUUUAGCUAAAGGAUGUGUCUAUUCUGCAACAAAAUCAGCUAUUGAUAUGUUAACUAAAUGUAUGGCAUUAGAACUAGGACCUCAUAAUAUAAGAGUGAAUUCAGUUAAUCCUACUGUGGUGUGGACAAAUUUGACACUGCAAUACAAGGACGAAUUAAUGCCACUGCUUGCAUUGACACCAAUGGGCAGAUUUCCAGAGAUAGAAGACGUAGUUAAUGCCGUUGUGUUUUUACUGAGUGACAAGAGUGGAAUGAUUUCUGGUGAAUGUCUCCGACUUGAUGGAGGAUUAGGUGUACAUUGAGAAGUGAUUACAUGAAUCUCUCCGGGUUGAUCAUAUUGAUGGAGGAAACAGUGAUAUUGACAUCUGAUCAGUGUAUUCACGUAUCAAAUAAAUGUUUUAAAUCAACAUGUCACAUACAUAGAUCCUGUAAUGCUAAAUCUUAAUUACAAAUAAAAUUAAAUGAAA
Messenger RNA from Mytilus trossulus (common blue mussel), 1124 nucleotides. Its product is annotated as D-erythrulose reductase-like. The record is from RefSeq and is a predicted model, not a curated record. Bases 234 to 959 code for a protein of 241 amino acids. The transcript has 8 exons. Gene Ontology annotation, molecular function: carbonyl reductase (NADPH) activity; L-xylulose reductase (NADPH) activity. Gene Ontology annotation, biological process: xylulose metabolic process; glucose metabolic process. Lineage: Eukaryota; Metazoa; Mollusca; Bivalvia; Mytilida; Mytilidae.